GGUGGGGGGAGUGUGAAUGUGAGUCUAAGCUUUUAGUAAACGCCCUUUUCCAUGAGGCCGGACACAGAGAGGGAGAGGCGAGCGCUGAGAGCAUCUCAGUCCCAGCAGCUCCAUCCGGCCGCUACAGCAGGGGCUGCACAGCGCACCAACAUGCAGCCAGCACUGCUCGGCACACUCGCGGUUCUGCUAACUUUCUGCGUUCUACACUGUAAUUGUCAAGGCUUGGGGUGUGAGCCGGGCCAGUUCCGCUGUGCGACAGGCAGGUGUAUCCCGGCAGGCUGGCGCUGUGAUGGCAUUGCAGACUGCACAGAUGACUCAGAUGAGAGUGGCUGCCCCCAAUCGACCUGUGAUGCGGGUCAGUUCCAGUGUCUGAGUGAUGGCGAGUGCAUUCCAGAACCCUGGCUGUGUGAUGAUGAGGAGGACUGUGAAGAUGGUUCAGAUGAAAGACAGCACUGCCCUGGCAGAACUUGCUCCAGCACACAGUUCAGCUGCACUAAUGGGGCCUGCAUCCCAGGGGAGUACAGGUGUGACCAUCUACCUGACUGUUCAGACGGGGCGGAUGAGAGAAACUGCCACUACCCUGAGUGCUCAGAGCUGAGGUGUGCAAACGGGGCGUGCUACAACACAAGCCAGCACUGUGACCAGGUGCUCAACUGCCGAGACGGCUCAGAUGAGGCCAACUGCACUCAGCGAUGCAGUGGUGGCCAAUUCCAAUGCAGUAAUGGAGAGUGUGUUCCACGUGGGUAUGUUUGUGACCAUGAUGAUGACUGUGGGGACAGGAGUGAUGAACAGAACUGCACUUACCCUACAUGUAGAGGGACUUACUUCACUUGCCCCAGCGGUCGCUGUAUACACCAGGUCUGGUUGUGCGACGGAGAGGACGACUGUGGAGACAAUGCUGAUGAGAGAGGCUGUGAUAAUGUCCAGCAUGAAUGUUUCCCGGGUGAAUGGCCAUGUCCGUCGUCCGGUGUUUGUAUUCCCAUGAGGCAGCUCUGUGAUGGGACACCCCACUGUCCUGAUGGGGAAGAUGAGACCAACUCGACAGCUGGUCGCAACUGCAGUAUAUGGCGCUGUGCGUCUUUGAGCUGCGAGCAUCGCUGUCAAAUUUCUCCUGAAGGCGGUACCUGCUCUUGUCCGCCUGGCUAUGUGGUCAGCAGCAACAAUAGCCGCUCCUGUAUCGAUUAUGAUGAGUGCCAGUUGUGGGGAGUUUGCGAUCAGCUGUGUGAGGAUCGGAUAGGAACCCAUCGCUGCAGCUGUCAGGAGGGAUACGUGUUAGAGCAGCACAGAUACUGUAGAGCCAAUACAUCCUCUGGAGUGGCAUCUUUGCUGUUUUCGGAUGGAAGAGAUUUGCUGGUUGGAAGUAUCCAUGGCCACAGCUCUCGCACCCUGGUUAGCUCUGCGAAUAGGGGAGUGGCGGUGGGAGUGGACUUCCACUACCAGCUCCAAAGGGUCUUCUGGACUGACACUAUUCAAAACAAGGUUUUUUCGGUGGACAUGGAUGGAUCGCAUUUACAGGAGAUCCUCAAUGUAUCGGUUGACUAUCCUGAGAACCUGGCAGUGGACUGGGUGAACAAUAAACUUUAUGUGGUGGAGGCCAGUGUCAACCGAAUUGACAUGGUGGACUUCGAUGGGAGCAAUCGUGUCACACUCAUCGCAGAGAACCUGGGAAACCCAAGAGGCCUGGCCUUAGACCCAACAGUUGGGUAUCUUUUCUUCUCUGACUGGGACACUCUGAAUGGCGAACCUGGGCUGGAGAGGGCCUACAUGGAUGGUACAAACCGCUACGGUAUUGUUAGAUCCAAACUGGGCUGGCCUGCUGGGAUCACACUGGACAUUGAUGCCAAAAGGGUGUACUGGGUGGACAGUCGCUAUGACUACAUAGAAACUACCACCUAUGAUGGUCUACACAGGAAAACAGUGGUGCAUGGAGGCUCAGUGAUCCCUCACCCCUUUGGCAUCAGUCUGUUUGAACACUCUGUGUACUACACUGACUGGACCAAGAUGGCCGUCAUGAAAGCCAACAAGUUCAGUGACAGCAGCCCACAAGUGCUCUAUUCAACCACUCAGACACCACAUGGUGUGGCCGUGGUUCAUGCUUUCAGGCAGCCCUAUGUCAGUAACCCAUGUGGGAUGGACCGAGGUGGCUGUGAGCAAAUCUGUGUGUUGAGUCACAGGACGGAUAAUGGUGGCCUGGGAUACCGCUGCAGGUGCCGGAUGGGUUACGACCUGCACCCUGAUGGCAAGAGAUGUGUGGCUGUGAGGCAGUUCCUGCUCUUCUCUAGUCAGCUUGCAGUUAGAGGAAUCCCCUUUAACCUUUCCUCUCAGGAGGACAUCAUCCUACCUGUCACUGGAACACCAUCAUACUUUGUUGGAGUGGACUUCAGUGCCGAGGACAAUUCAAUCUUUUUCUCAGACACUGCCAAAGACAUUAUCUACAAACAGAAAGUGGAUGGGACAGAGAGGGAGAUACUUGCAGCCAAUCGGGUAGAAGGUGUGGAGGAUCUGGCUUAUGACUGGAUAUCGAAGAACCUGUACUGGACAGAUCCACGCUACAGGAGUAUAUCAGUCAUGAAAGUUGCAGACAAGUCCAGAAGAGCCAUCAUACGCAACCUAAACAAUCCCAGAUCUAUAGUUGUGCAUCCAAUGGUUGGUUUCAUUUUCUGGACCGACUGGUACCGUCCAGCAAAGAUUAUGAGGUCCUGGUGCGAUGGGUCACAUGCUCAGUCAAUCGUAAACACCACUCUUGGCUGGCCUAAUGGCCUCGCUAUCGACUGGAGUUCUAUGCGUUUGUAUUGGGUCGAUGCCUUUUUUGACAAGAUUGAGCAUAGUACUUUUGAUGGCCAGAACAGGAUGUCUUUGGAUCGGAUCACUCAGAUAUCCCAUCCGUUCGGACUUACUAUUUUUGGAGGUUAUGCAUACUUCACUGACUGGCGUCUGGGAGGGAUCGUUCGUGUUCGGAAAACGGACGGUGGAGAGAUGGUGAUUAUCCGACGAGGGAUCAGCCACAUUAUGCAUGUCAAAUCUUUCAACGCUGACUUGCAGACUGGUUCUAACUUCUGUAACAGGCCAUCAAACCCCAAUGGAGACUGCAGUCACUUCUGUUUCCCUGCGCCUUACUCCCAGCGUGUGUGCGGCUGCCCUUAUGGAAUGAAGCUGGACCCCAAUCAACAGACAUGCCUUGAGGAUCCAUCCAAUGAGCCCCCUACGCUGCAGUGCGGCUCCAACUCUUUCUCCUGCUCUAAUGGAAAGUGCGUUCCUCAGAACUACCGAUGUGAUGGUGUGGAUGACUGCCAUGACAACAGUGAUGAGGCCGGCUGUGGAGCUAACAACAGCACCUGCUCCUCUACUGCCUUCACCUGUGCCAAUCAGCGCUGUGUGCCCAGGAACUGGCGCUGUGAUGGCCACAAUGACUGUUUUGAUGGCAGUGAUGAGAGAGACUGUCCUACUCAGACCCCUGGCACAUGCCAGGCUGACCAAUUCAGCUGUGCCAACCAUCGCUGCAUCCCGCGCACCUGGCUCUGCGACACAGACAAUGACUGCGGUGAUGGCUCUGAUGAAACCAACUGUGAUGCUAUAGGAACAUGCCAUCCAGGUCAGUUCCAGUGUCCUGACCAUCGCUGUAUUGACCCAGCCUAUGUGUGUGAUGGAGAUAGAGACUGUGUGGAUGGGGCAGAUGAGCAGGACUGUGUUUACAACUGCACUGGCUAUGAGUUCAAGUGUGCUAAUGGACACCAGUGUGUCAACUCCUACUACCGCUGCGAUGGGGUUUUUGACUGCAAUGACCGCUCCGAUGAAUCUGGCUGUCCCACGAGGCCUCCAGGCAUGUGCCACCAUGAGAGUGAGUUCCAGUGCCAAUCAGACGGCAGCUGUGUACCUGCUACAUGGGAGUGCGAUGGCCACCCUGACUGUGAGGAUGGUUCAGACGAGCACCACGCCUGCCCCCCGCGGACGUGCCCCACGUCACUCUUCCGCUGCGAUAAUGGCAACUGUGUGUUCCGCAGCUGGCUAUGCGAUGGCGACAACGACUGUCGUGAUGGCAGUGAUGAGCGCGACUGUCCCACACCACCAUUCCGCUGCCCCAGCUGGCAGUGGCAGUGCCCCGGCCACAGUAUAUGUGUCAACCUCAGUAGAGUGUGUGAUAAUACACCUGAUUGCCCAAAUGGAGCGGAUGAGUCACCACUUUGCAACCAAGAGAGUUGUUCAGACAACAAUGCAGGCUGCACUCACGGCUGUAUCCAGGGUCCAUUUGGGGCUCAGUGCACGUGUCCAAUGGGCUAUCAACUAAGCAAUGACUCAAAGACGUGUGAGGAUAUAGAUGAGUGUGUUCCCCGUGGCCUGUGCAGCCAGCAUUGUUUCAAUGAAAGAGGCUCAUUUCGGUGCCAUUGCCAGGAAGGAUACACACUUGAGACAGAUGGACGGACCUGCAAAGCUUCAGGAUCUCGAGAAGCAAUCCUGCUGGUGGCCAGUCGUAAUCAGAUCAUAUCCGAUGACAUCAUCUCUCAGCCGAAUGUGGUGCGCUCCCUUGUCCGAGAUGGUCGUAACAUUGUGGCGGUGGAUUUUGACUCAGUGACGGACCGUGUGUACUGGUCUGAUACUACCCAGGACAGAAUAUGGAGUGCACAUAAGAAUGGCAGUGACAGGACUGUGAUCUUUGACAGUGGUGUGACGGUCACUGAGAGCCUUGCAGUCGACUGGGUCGGUAGAAACCUGUACUGGACCGAUUACGUUCUGGAGACUGUAGAGGUGGCCAAACUGGACGGUUCCCAUAGAACAGUGCUUGUUAGUCAGAAUGUCUCAAAUCCAAGGGGCCUUGUGCUGGACCCCAGCAAUGGUGCUCACCUCAUGUUUUGGACGGACUGGGGAAGAAACCCUCGCAUCGAGAGAGCCAGCAUGGAUGGCACACUGAGAACCACCAUUAUCAGCAACAAGCUCUAUUGGCCCAACGGUCUGACCAUAGACUAUCCCAACAGUCUGCUCUACUUCGCUGAUGCUUACCUGGAUUUCAUUGACUACUGUGAUUAUGAUGGAAACAACCGGAAACAAGUUCUUGCCAGCGAUCUGGUACUACAACACCCCCAUGCAAUUACCAUUUUUGAGGAUUUUGUGUACUGGACUGACAGAUAUGUCAAUCGUGUGAUCCGGGCCAACAAGUGGCAUGGAGAGAACCAGACGGUGAUGCUGUAUAACCUGCCCCAGCCCAUGGGUCUGGUGGCAAUGCAUCCGGCCAGACAGCCAGCAGGUGACAACUCAUGCGCAGGGAGUUCCUGCACCCACAUCUGCCUGCUCUCCGCAUCUGGCCCCAGGUUUUACUCCUGUGCCUGUCCCUCAGGCUGGACACUGUUACCUGACCAGGUGACCUGUAAUAGAGUGGACGAACCGUUCCUGGUGGUUGUUAGGGACAGCAUCAUUUAUGGUAUUUCCCUCAACCCAGACGAUAAGAGCAAUGAUGCUAUGGUGCCUGUUGCUGGGCUGCAAAAUGGAUACGAUGUGGACUUUGAUGAUACUGAGCAGAUGAUCUACUGGGUUGAACACCCUGGGGAGAUCCACAGGGUUAGGUCAGAUGGCACUAACAGGACUGAGUUUGCUCCAGCGGCUAUCUUGGGAUCUCCAGUGGGAUUGGCUCUUGACUGGAUGUCUCAAAAUCUAUACUACACCAACCCAGCCACACAGUCCAUAGAGGUACUGAGGCUGAAAGGCGAAGUGCAGUACAGGAAGACUCUCCUCACUAACAAUGGUACCCCAACUGGCGCAGGCACCCCAGUUGGCAUAGCUGUGGACCCGGCACGUGGGAAGAUGUACUGGACAGAUCAUGGAACAGAGAGCGGCAUUCCAGCCAAGGUGGCAUGUGCAGACAUGGACGGUUCUAACUCAGUUAUCCUCUACACCAACAACCUGGACCAUGUGGAGUUUAUCACUAUUGACAUCAAAGAGAACAAACUCUACUGGGCCGUCACGGGGUCUGGAGUGAUUGAGAGAGGAGAUCCAAACGGGUCAAACCGCAUCACUGUGGUUGCUGGCCUUUCUCAUCCGUGGGGUGUGGCUGUGCACAGGGACUACCUGUACUUCACUGAUAGGGACUUUGAGGUGAUUGAACGUGUGGACAAAGCCACAGGAGCCAACAAAAUUGUGCUGCGGGACAAUGUAGCCGGUCUCAGAGUACUCAAAGUGCACUACAGAGAGACCUCCGCAGGCUCUUCCAAUGGCUGCAGUAAUAAUGAAGGUGUGUGUGAGCAGCUGUGUCUUCCUCGUCCCGGAGGCCUGUUCUCCUGUGCCUGCGCUACAGGCUUCAGACUCAAGCCUGAUAACAGAACCUGUGCUCCAUUCCAGUCCUACGUGGUCAUUUCUAUGCUGACGGCCAUCAAGGGAUUCAGUUUGGAGGGAGCUGAUCAUUCUGAGGCCAUGGUUCCUGUGGCAGGGAGAGGUCGUAAUGUUCUGCAUGUGGACGUGCACAUGGAAUCUGGGUUUGUGUACUGGUGUGACUUCAGCAGCACUGUUGCCUCUCAGAACGGAAUUCGUCGGAUCAAGCCAGACGGAUCUGGAUUCCGCAGCAUCGUUACCUCUGGGAUCGGGCGCAAUGGAAUCCGAGGCAUCGCUGUGGACUGGGCGGCAGGGAACCUGUACUUCACAAACGCCUUUUUAACAGAGACGUACAUUGAAGUCAUUCGCCUUAACACCACUUUCCGACGGGUACUCUUGAAGACCCAGGUGGACAUGCCUCGUCAUAUUGUAGUAGACCCCAAAAACAGAUACCUCUUCUGGGCUGACUAUGGGCAGAACCCCAAAAUUGAGCGGGCUUUCCUGGACGGUAGCAACCGGACUGUACUGGUCUCGUCUGGAAUCAUCACACCAAGGGGACUGGCUCUGGACCACAGGAACGGAUACAUCUACUGGGUGGAUGACUCACUUGACAUGAUCGCCCGGGUGCAUCCUAAUGGGGGUGAGACAGAGAUUGUACGGUUUGGGAGCCGCUACCCUACCCCAUAUGGCAUCACUGUGUUUGAGAAUAACAUCAUCUGGGUGGACAGGAACUUGAAAAAGGUCUUCCAGGCCAGCAAAGAACCAGGAAAUACUGACCAGCCAUCAGUGAUCAGAGACAACAUCAACAUGCUGCGAGACGUCACGAUCUUUGACCAGAGGAUGCAGCCCAGAUCAGCUCAGGAGCUCAAUAACAAUCCCUGCUUGGAGUCUAAUGGAGGCUGUGCUCAUUUAUGCUUUGCUCUGCCAGGCACUCAGACCAGGAAGUGUGCCUGUGCCUUUGGAAACCUGGCUGUGGAUGGUCUGAGCUGUGUGGUGUCCCGGGACGAUUACCUCAUAUACACCACAGAGAGCACAGUUCGCUCUCUAAGGCUGGACCCUGAAGACCACUCAUUGCCCUUCCCUGUGGUCAACGUGGCCCGGACCUCUAUUGCUCUGGAUUAUGACAGGUUGGACAACAGGAUCUACUUCACUCAGAGCUCUGGACCAGGACAGAGCAAGAUCAGCUACGUUAGCCUGUCAUCUCCCACCUCACCUGCUACCGUGGUGGCUACAGAUCUAGGUGCCCCUGAUGGUAUUGCCUAUGACUGGAUCAAUAAAAGGAUCUAUUACAGUGACUAUGUUAAUCAGACCAUCAGCUCCAUGGCUGUGGAUGGAUCUCAGAGGACUCUUAUAGCUCAUGUGCCCAGACCACGAGCUAUCAUGCUUGACCCCUGCAGUGGGUACAUGUACUGGACUGACUGGGGUACCAAUGCCAAGAUCGAGCGUGCAACUCUGGGUGGAAAUUUCCGGACUGAGAUAGUUAACACCAGUCUGGUGUGGCCAAAUGGCCUUACCCUGGACUAUGAUGAACAGAGACUCUACUGGGCCGAUGCCAGCCUACAGAAGAUUGAACGUUGUUCUCUUACGGGGGCUAACCGUGAGAUCAUUGUGAGCACGGCCAUCUACCCAUUCGCCAUGACUGUGUAUGGGCAGCAUAUCUUCUGGACGGACUGGAAUACGCGGAGCAUCUACAGAGCCAACAAGCACGAUGGCUCAGACCAGAGGGUCAUGCUUCAGAACCUUCCGUCUCGGCCUAUGGACAUCCACGUGCUGUCCAACAGCAAACAGCAGCAAUGCGGCAGCCCCUGUCAACAGUUCAAUGGAGGCUGUAGCCAUAUCUGCACUCCAGGUCCUCAGGGGGCAGAGUGUCAGUGUCCAUCUGAGGGUCGCUGGUACCUGGCUGACAACAAAUACUGCAUCCCUGAUAAUGGCACGCGCUGCCAACCUGGCCAGUUCACCUGCAUGAAUGGCCGCUGCAUCCGUGCGCAGUGGAAAUGUGACAAUGAUGAUGACUGUGGAGAUGGCAGUGAUGAGCUGGAGAGAGUGUGUGCCUUCCACACGUGUGAGCCCACUGUAUUCACCUGUGGAAACGGCAAGUGUGUGCCAUACCACUACCGCUGUGAUCACUAUAACGACUGCGGAGACAACAGUGAUGAGGCAGGCUGUGUGUUUCGCCCAUGUGACCCAGACACAGAGUUCACCUGCAACAACGGCCGCUGCAUCGCACGCGAGUACGUGUGCAACGGCAUCAAUAACUGUUAUGACAAUGGAACCUCAGAUGAACAGAACUGCGCUGAAAGGACCUGCCAGCCUGAGCACACUAAAUGCCAGACCACCAACAUCUGUAUCCCACGCUCUUACCUGUGUGAUGGGGAUAACGAUUGUGGAGACAUGAGUGAUGAAAGCCCCACACACUGCGCUACUUCUACAUGUUCCCAGAAUGAAUUCCGUUGCUCGAGUGGACGCUGUAUUCCUGCACACUGGUACUGUGACGAGGGUGCUGACUGUGCAGAUGGUUCAGAUGAACCCUCCACCUGCACCACCAUGGUGAGGACCUGUAACUCAGACCAAUUCCGCUGCGAUGAUGGCAGGUGUAUUGCAUCCUCCUGGAUCUGUGACGGAGACAACGACUGUGGUGACAUGAGUGAUGAAGACCAGAGACACAACUGUGCUAACCGAACAUGCUCUCCUCUGGAGUUCACCUGUGUGAAUAAUCGGCCUCCGCAGCGAAAGUGUAUCCCCCGGGACUGGGUGUGUGAUGGAGAUGCAGACUGCUCUGAUGCAUAUGAUGAGCACCAGAACUGCACACGCAGAUCCUGCUCUGUCAACGAGUUCACCUGCAGCAACGGCCUCUGCAUUCGCAGCUCUUACAGAUGUGACCGACGUAAUGACUGUGGUGACAGCAGUGAUGAGCAAGGCUGCACGUACCAGGCAUGUCAGCAGCACCAGUUCACCUGUCAGAAUGGCCGCUGUAUCUCACGGGACUUCCAGUGCGAUGGUGAUAAUGACUGUGGCGAUGAGUCAGACGAGCUGGACAGCCUGUGCCGGACUCCAGCCCCUACUUGUCCUCCUGGGAACUAUAGGUGUGAGAAUGGAAACUGUGUGCCAGCGAGCCAGGUGUGUGACCACAGUGACGACUGCAAUGACAACAGUGAUGAGAAAGGCUGCGGCAUUAAUGAAUGCACAGACCCCUCUAUGCACCACUGUGACCACGAAUGCACAGACACCCCAACCAGCUUCAUCUGUACCUGUCGCCCUGGUUACCGCCUCAUGUCUGACAACAGGACGUGUGACGACGUGAAUGAGUGUUGGGACACGCCCAGCGUGUGCAGUCAGGUCUGUGAGAACACUGUGGGCUCGUAUGUGUGUAAGUGUGCCCCAGGCUUCCUGCGUGAGCCGGAUGGUCAUAGCUGCCGGCAGAACAGCAAUAUCAGCCCCUACCUGAUCUUCAGCAACCGCUACUACCUGCGCAACCUGUCCACAGAUGGAGAGGCCUACUCACUCAUCCUGCAGGGCCUGACCAGUGUGGUGGCGCUGGACUUUGAUCGCGUGGACAAACGGCUGUACUGGAUCGAUGUGAGCCGCCGGGUAGUGGAGAGGAUGUUCUUUAACGGGACAGGCAGAGAAGUAGUGGUGAAUGGGGUCCUGCACGGUGAAGGCCUGGCCGUGGACUGGGUGGGCCGGAAGCUUUACUGGGUGGACAGUUUUCUGGACUGCAUGAAAGUGUCAGAGCUCGAUGGACGCUUUGUGCGGAAACUGGCCGAGCACUGUGUAGAUGCUAACAACACCUACUGCUUUGAGAAUCCAAGAGCCGUUGUAGUGCAUCCAAAGUUUGGAUAUGUGUACUGGACAGACUGGGGAGAUAAAGCUUUCAUAGGUCGUGUUGGGAUGGACGGCAACAACAAGUCUGCCAUCAUCACCACUAAGAUCGAGUGGCCCAAUGGUCUGACCAUUGACUACACCAAUGACAUGCUGUACUGGUCCGAUGCUCACCUCAACUACAUAGAAUACUCAGACCUAGACGGCCGUCACCGACACACUGUGUAUGACGGUGUGCUCCCUCACCCAUUUGCCUUAACUGUGUUUGAAGACACUGUAUACUGGACUGACUGGAACACCCGCACAGUAGAGAAAGGCAAUAAGUACAAUGGCAGUGGUCGCCAAGCUCUUGUCAACACCACCCACAGACCCUUCGACAUCCACGUGUGUCACCCCUACCGCCAGCCCAUAGUAACUAAUCCCUGUGGCCUAAACAACGGAGGCUGCUCUCACCUCUGUCUGCUGAAAGCUGGAGGGCGAGGUUACACCUGUGAAUGCCCUGACCACUUCCUGACUGUACAGAUUGGGGGCGUGGCCCGCUGUCUACCUAUGUGCUCCAGCACGCAAUACAGAUGCGCUGACAAUGAACGCUGUAUCCCUAUCUGGUGGAAGUGUGACGGUCAGCAUGAUUGCAGGGAUGGAUCUGAUGAGCCCUCCACGUGCCCCCUCCGCCACUGCAGGCUGGGCCAGUUCCAAUGUAAUGACGGGAACUGCACCAGCCCACAUUUCCUAUGUAACUCUAACCAGGACUGUCCUGAUGGGUCAGAUGAGGACACUGUGCUGUGUGCCACCCACCAGUGUGAGUCGCACCAGUGGCAGUGCAGUAAUAAGCGCUGUAUCCCGGAGGCCUGGCAGUGUGAUGGGGAGAAUGACUGUGGAGACGGCUCAGAUGAGGACCCCUCACACUGCUCCAGCAGGACCUGCCGUCCCGGCCAGUUCAAGUGCAGGAAUGGCCGCUGUAUCCCACAGAGCUGGAAAUGUGAUGUGGAUGAUGACUGUGGAGACAACUCUGACGAACCCCUCGAUGAGUGCAUGGGUCCAGCAUAUCGAUGUGAUAACCACACUGAGUUUGACUGCGUUACCAACUACCGCUGUGUUCCUCUAUGGGCUGUGUGCAAUGGACACAAUGACUGCAGGGAUAACAGUGAUGAGCAGAACUGUGAGGAGCUGACCUGUGACCCCGCUGGAGAUUUCCGCUGUGAUAACCACCAGUGUAUCCCUCUGCGCUGGAAAUGUGAUGGAGACAACGACUGCGGGGAUGGAUCAGAUGAACGUCACUGCAGCCCUCGAGCAUGCACAGAGAGCGAGUAUCGCUGUGACAACCUGCACUGCAUUCCUGACCGCUGGGUGUGUGACCAUGACAACGACUGUGAGGAUAACUCUGAUGAAAGGGACUGUGAGUUGCGGACCUGCCACCCUGGGUAUUUCCAGUGUGAUAGCGGCCACUGCAUAGCUGAGCGCUUCAAAUGUGAUGGCAAUGCAGACUGCUUGGACUUCACUGAUGAGAUGUCAUGCCCAACACGUUACCCCAAUGGCACGUACUGUCCUCCCUUCCUCUUCGAGUGUAAGAACCAUGUGUGUGUUCAGCAGCACUGGAGAUGUGAUGGAGACAAUGACUGUGGAGAUGGAUCAGAUGAGGAGCUGCAUCUUUGCUUGGAUAUCCCAUGUGAACCUCCGUUCCGAUUCCGCUGUAACAACAACCGCUGUAUCUACAGCCAUGAGCUUUGCAACUCGGUGGAUGACUGUGGGGAUGGAACAGAUGAAAAGGAGGAGCACUGUGUGACCCCCACACAUGGGCCUUGCUCUCCUGAUGAGUAUAAGUGUGGGAACGGCCACUGCAUUCCUCUGCAGUACGCCUGUGAUGAUUAUGACGACUGCGGAGACCAGACUGAUGAGCUAGGCUGCAUCAAAGGCAGUGGGCGUUCUUGCAGUGAGAAUCUGUGUGAACAUAACUGCACUGGGCUGACUGAUGGGGGCUUUAUCUGCUCCUGCAGGCCAGGAUAUAAGCCCAACGAGGAGAACAGAAACUCCUGCGAGGAUGUCAACGAGUGUGAGGUCUAUGGCACUUGUCCGCAGCUGUGCAGAAACACUAAGGGUAGUUAUGAGUGUCUCUGUGCUGAGGGAUUCCGCUCUGUAGGACUGCAGCAAGGCCUGGAGUGUGCUGCUGAAGGCAAUCCUCCAGUGUUGCUGUUGCCUGAUAACGUACGUAUCCGUCGCUAUAACCUGUCCUCUGAGCAGUACUCGGACUAUGUGGAUGACGGCGAGCACAUCCAGGCUUUGGAUUACCUUUGGGAUCCUGAAGGCCAGGGACUAAGUAUUGUGUACUGGACUGUUCUGGGUCGUGGUGCUCAGUUUGGCUCCAUAAAAAGAGCAUAUAUGACCACUUUUGAUGACCAUGGCAACAACCCAGUGAAAGAGGUAGAUCUUAACCUCAGAUACAUCUCCAGCCCUGAUGGCAUUGCUGUGGACUGGGUCGGACGACAUAUUUACUGGACAGAUGCAGGCACCAAUCGUAUUGAAGUGGCCAAGCUGGAUGGGCGGUACAGAAAGUGGCUGAUUCAUUCUGAUCUCGACCAACCAGCUGCAAUUGUCGUCAGCCCAUCUGUUGGUAUGAUGUACUGGACUGACUGGGGCAGGAGCCCAAAGAUUGAGGCAGCAUGGAUGGACGGUCAACACAGACAGGUGCUGCUGGAUGAAGAUCUGGGCUGGCCGACAGGAUUGGCUCUAGACUACCUUAAUGGCAAUAGGAUUUACUGGUGCGACUCCAAAGAGAACAUCAUUGAAUCAAUGAAAGUAGAUGGAACAGACAGGAAGAUUGUCAUGUCAGGAGAUAUUGGAAACCCGUACAGUCUGGAUUUGUUUGAGGGCCAUGUAUACUGGACAACAAAAGCCAAGGGUGAGGUGUGGAAGACCGACAAGUUUGGCAAGGGGGAUAAAGUGAAGGUGCUGACUGUAAACCCUUGGCUGACGCAGGUCCGCAUCUAUCAGGAACACAGAUACAACCGCUCAGUGGUGAACCCCUGUAAGGGUGUGUGCAGUCACUUGUGUCUGCUGCGACCUGCUGGAUACACCUGUGCCUGUCCACAAGGCUCCACGCUGCUCAGCUUCAACCAGAAUGAAUGUGAUGCAGCCAUAGAGACAGAGGUGGCCAUGCCGCUUGCAUGCAGAUGCAUGAAUGGUGGAACGUGCUACACCGACGAAGCGGGUCUGCCCAAAUGCAAGUGUCCAUACGGCUAUUCAGGAAGCUAUUGUGAAAUGGGAAAGUCCAGAGGAGCCCCUGCUGGAACAGCAGUGGCUGUGCUCUUAGCAGUGAUUAUUAUUCUGCUGAGUGGAGCUCUGGCUGUUGGGCUUUUCCUCAACUACAGACGAACUGGCUCAGUCAUCCCCUCUCUGCCCAAACUGCCCAGUCUGAGCAGCCUGGUCAAGUCAGGUGACACAGGAAAUGGAGUGUCUUUCCGCUCUGGCGACAAUGUCACCAUGGACCUGGAACCCCAGACUCUUGGGGUGUCCUUCAUCGACAGAGCCAUGCAGCUGGAUGAGAACUUUGCCGAUGCUGGAAGGCAGCCUGUCACGUUUGAGAAUCCUCUUUAUUCAACUGCAGCAGGAGCGUCUGGUGAUCCUGCAGUCAUACAUGCUACCCAGGUGACUGUGAAUGUCAGUGGUGAUCAAAUAGAGAACAACUUUGCAAACCCUAUGUACCAUGCACAGCAACAGGCAGUGGAGGUCAAGAGUGUUCCAGUAGGCCCCAAGACCACCCAGGAGUCCAAGUGGAGCUUCUUCAAAAGAAAACUGAAACCAAGCACAACAUUUGAAAACCCAACAUACUCAGAGAUGCAGGAUGAGCAGCCUGCUGGGAGUGCAGAGGACACCUCCUCCAGUCAGCCAUCUCCCUUCGUACCGCCUCCCAAGCCUACAAAGCAGGAGAAACCCAGCAUGUACUCCCCCACAGAGGACACGUUCCGAGACACAGCCAACCUGGUCAAAGAGGACAGUGACAUAUAACUGUCCCCGUCCUCUCUCUAACUCUCUUUCACACACAAGGG
This is a messenger RNA of Colossoma macropomum (tambaqui), 14159 nucleotides long. RefSeq names its product low density lipoprotein receptor-related protein 2a (gene lrp2a). Gene Ontology annotation, molecular function: calcium ion binding; protein binding. Lineage: Eukaryota; Metazoa; Chordata; Actinopteri; Characiformes; Serrasalmidae. The record is from RefSeq and is a predicted model, not a curated record. The transcript is spliced from 78 exons. Bases 52 to 14118 code for a protein of 4688 amino acids.